AUGGGCAGAGAUAAAAACCGUCUUGUGAUUGUUAUUCAUCAUAUACCAGGUAAAAAAAAUAACGGUCCUAUAAUAAGUAACAACGAUGCCAUAUUUGGCAUUUGCGUCUUAGAAGCGACUAAUAUUACUUCUCAAGUGGAAAAUAAUUCAGACAUAGGAACGGCUAUUUCUGAUCAAAUAUACACCCAUAUGUCAAGGGUUUGCACAGUGAUUUUUUAUGGCAGUAAAGCUAAAAAAAAUAAAACGUAA
This is a messenger RNA of Racocetra fulgida, 249 nucleotides long. Lineage: Eukaryota; Fungi; Glomeromycota; Glomeromycetes; Diversisporales; Gigasporaceae. The record is from the annotation of a GenBank genome assembly.